Messenger RNA from Calliphora vicina (urban bluebottle blowfly), 578 nucleotides. RefSeq names its product ankyrin repeat and ELMO domain-containing protein D-like. Lineage: Eukaryota; Metazoa; Arthropoda; Insecta; Diptera; Calliphoridae. Bases 69 to 578 code for a protein of 169 amino acids. The transcript has a single exon. The record is from RefSeq and is a predicted model, not a curated record.
CGGCCGUUCAUCAGUGCCAACUGUGCUACCGAUACCACUCACUCCGAUUCUGUCGGAGCUUCUUAGCGAUGGGGCCAACUCAAAGAAGUCAGGUGGCUCGCAGUCUUAGGUACUGCGUAAACUGUUUGGCUCGGACCCAUGUCGUUGCUGAGUGUGACAGUAGUGACACCUGUUUGUACUGCCAGCAACUACACCAUACUCUGCUUCACCCCAAUAGACGUAGUCGAACAGUGCAUGAACGCCUGGGAGAACGGCCUAGCAACAGUGGCUCACCCAUCCGAAGUAGGAUGUCCGUAGUGCGUGCAACAACCAUACGCAGAAUACGCUCCACCACACCGGGCCACAAUGCAAGAAACGGCAACAACAGCACCCGGCGCCGCUACACCAAUCAACAAAACCGCACCACCAACAUCAGACACCACACCAUCCGCCACCGCAAUCGCAACAUCAACCGCAACAUGAACCACAACAACAACAACCGAAACAACACCCAACCACCGGCUCCAAAUCACCAUAUCCUUUCCGAGGCAAUCCGAUCAUUAGCCGUGGUCUUAUGUGCUUCCUCCUCCAACCAAUAA